Penicillium cataractarum is the source of this 1407-nucleotide messenger RNA. RefSeq lists its product as uncharacterized. The record is from RefSeq and is a predicted model, not a curated record. Gene Ontology annotation, molecular function: protein binding. The transcript has a single exon. Lineage: Eukaryota; Fungi; Ascomycota; Eurotiomycetes; Eurotiales; Aspergillaceae. Bases 1 to 1407 code for a protein of 468 amino acids.
AUGUCGAUCCUUCGAUUACCCAAUGAGUUGCUUCUUCAUAUCACCACAUUUCUAUCACAGGAUUGCGACAUCGCCUCUCUUCUGCGGGCAAACCGCCGGCUGAAAGAUCUCCUCGAGGAACCUCUCUUCCAGAACAAUUUAUCUACGAAUAAUGGCUCUGCACUACCCCUAUGCGCCAAAUAUGGUCUCAGAUCGGGCGUUCAAACCCUCCUGAGACUGGGAGCAAACGGAGAUGAAACCGAUCUCGACUGUCGCACCGCAUGGAGCUACGCAGCUGAGAAGGGGGACUUCGAAACCUGGCAAAUGCUUCUGGUCCAUGAGAAGUCCCUUGGUCGCAAGUUAGAUGUGAAUUUCAAAGACUUCGACGAACGUACCCUACUCAGCUGGGCAGCGGAAGGCGGUCAACUCGAAUUCGUUCAAUACUUAGUCCAACUUGGGGCAACUGUCAAUUCAAAGUGCAUGGAGAAGCGGACACCUCUGAGCUAUGCAGCCCAGUCAGGGCACUUCACGAUGGUUCGGUGGCUGCUUGACCAAGGGGCCGAAACGUACGACUCGACCCGAUUAUCAGACAGAGAUGGCCUCACACCUUUGCACUACGCAGCUUUCGAAGGACACGAAGACAUAAUGAGACUUCUCAUAUCGAUUGGUGCAGAUGUUGACAAUAUGGGACUCGAUUGUAUGGACAUAGCAGCACAGACACCGUUGAUGGAAGCAGCUCGAGGGGGGCAAUAUGCCGCGGCGAAAAUGCUUCUCGAAAUGGGCGCAAAUGUGAAUCAAGGGGACGGAAGAGGAAUGAGCCCUUUGCAAUAUGCUGCGCGAGCAGGCGUUGGCGAGCCUCUGAGAGAGAGUGAAUAUCAUCUCGCUAAUUUCAUAUGCAACCAGCCAGGUCCCGGGUGGUAUUUUGAUGGACAUGGAUAUCAAGCACCCCACAAGUCUGGCAAAUCCGGAGACUAUCUCGCCAUUGUAAAGCUAUUGGUCGCUCAUGGUGCGGAUCCCAACAAAGAACACGACGACCAUUACGGGGAGUUCCAGGGAGGUCCCCUUUAUUGCGCGGCAUGGUCGGGUGCGACCGAGAUCGUCCAGUUUUUGAUUGAUUUGGGAGCCGAUGUGAAUGAAAACGCUGUGAUUCAUGCUGCGGCGCGAAAUGGCCACCUUGAUGUGGUUGAAAAGUUACUUGUCAAUGGCGCUGAUGCCAAUGCGAUUUGGGCAGGGCAUACACCCUUGGAUCGCGCGAAGUUCGCUGCAAAAAUGGUUGAUCAAGGUAAAGAUUAUCACGAAUAUGGGGAUAUGUGGAAUAGGAAAAUGAUGUCUCUUUUUGAAGCAAAUAUUCCGAACUAUCAUCGGGUGGUCGAAAUGCUCAUUGCCCACGGUGGUAAAGUCGGAAGAGAAGACUUCAGUCCGUGGUAG